ACGGUCAUACUUAUUGUUCAUUUCGAAAAAACGUGCGGACUUCUUAUUCAUAUUUUUGGUUGCCUGUUUGGAAAUAUCCAAUCCUAGACGAAAUGGGUGGCCAGGGAAAGGCGAUCAACAGGAAGCGGAAGUUUGUGGGCCGCAAGGCAGAUGAUCCGGAGUUCGAUUUGGACAAAAAGCAAUUCAAGGUGCUCCAUUUGAACGCCACCGAAAAGCGGUUGAUAAUCGUUUUGGAAGGUGCCCAACUGGAGACAGUGAAGGUACACAACACCUUCGAGCUGCUGAAUUGCGAUGAUCAUGCGGGUAUUAUGAGGAAGAACCAAAGGGAUCCGGGAUCCUGUCGCCCGGAUAUCACCCAUCAGUGUCUGUUGAUGCUCUUCGAUUCCCCACUGAAUCGGGCCGGUCUCCUCCAGGUUUUCGUGCGCACCGAGCACAAUGUCCUCAUCGAAAUCAACCCACAGACUCGUAUUCCGAGAACCUUCAAGCGAUUUGCGGGAUUAAUGGUCCAAUUGCUGCACAAGUUCCAAAUCAGAGCUAAUGAUUCCUCCCGCCGGCUGAUGAGUGUGAUCAAGAACCCAAUCACCGAUCAUGUUCCGGUGGGCUGCAAGAAGUACGCCAUGAGUUUCUCCGGCAAAUUGGUGGCCAACUGCCGGGAUUUGGUGCCACAUGGCGAGGAAGGUAGUGCCAACUAUGAUGAACCGGUGGUCAUUGUGAUCGGUGCCUUUGCCCACGGCGUCCUGAAGACGGACUACACGGAGGAGCUCUUCUCCAUUAGCAACUAUCCGCUCUCGGCGGCCAUCGCGUGCUCCAAAAUCUGUUCCGCCUUCGAGGAAGUAUGGGGUGUAGUCUAAGCCCUCCGAUUGUUUUUGUAGAUUAGUCAUAGCCUGUAGUUAGUCUUCAUUUAUCCUUCUUUGUUGAUUUCCAUUUAAUUUGGUAGAAUGAUAAGUAAUCAUCCACAUUACAUUUAAAUCUGUAAAAAACACUAUGACGAUUUGGGGUUUGUUGUUCAAUUGUUUGAUUUUUACCAAAUUUAAUGAAGAUCUAACAGAGAUGUGGAUUCUAGAAUAAAUAAGCCACUUUAAGAAGAAGCGUUUUAAUUGAUUUGCACAAAGAUUAAAAAGGUUUUAAAAGAUA
Messenger RNA from Drosophila ficusphila, 1134 nucleotides. Its product is annotated as ribosomal RNA small subunit methyltransferase NEP1. The coding region runs from base 93 to 851 and encodes 252 amino acids. Gene Ontology annotation, biological process: rRNA base methylation. The record is from RefSeq and is a predicted model, not a curated record. The transcript has 2 exons. Gene Ontology annotation, cellular component: nucleolus; small-subunit processome. Gene Ontology annotation, molecular function: rRNA (pseudouridine) methyltransferase activity; rRNA binding. NCBI's taxonomy places the organism in Eukaryota, Metazoa, Arthropoda, Insecta, Diptera, Drosophilidae.